Caenorhabditis bovis is the source of this 378-nucleotide messenger RNA. The record is from the annotation of a GenBank genome assembly. NCBI's taxonomy places the organism in Eukaryota, Metazoa, Nematoda, Chromadorea, Rhabditida, Rhabditidae.
AUGUCGAAAGGAUCCGAUAUUGCGAAUCAGGCGUUGAGUUUCAUUGUUGAUUUGAAGAAAAAACCACCAAUGGUCCAAAUGGGAGUUGGAGCUGGCGUAGGAACUGUUUCUGGAUAUUUGAUGACAAAGGGUGGUCGAAUGGUGGCAGCGACUGUCGGAGCAUCUUUUCUUCUUGCUCAAUUUGCGAUACACAAGGGAUACAUUACUGUGGAUGAGACGAAAAUCCAACGAGAUCUGAAAAAUUUGAAGAAAUCCGUUUUAGAAAAGUUGGAAAAGAAUAAAUUCCUUCCCGAUAUGUCUGAAUCAUUCGUUUCUGAACAUCGAUGGAUACUUGGAGGAUUUGCCGCCGGAGUUUUAAUCGGAUUUAGUCUUGGAUAA